Molecule: messenger RNA, 1404 nt
Organism: Arabis nemorensis
Lineage: Eukaryota; Viridiplantae; Streptophyta; Magnoliopsida; Brassicales; Brassicaceae
Source: the annotation of a GenBank genome assembly
AUGAUGAUGAUGGGAGAUACAUUUGGAAGUAUAGGAUCAAGCAUGGCAAGUUUGUUCUUUAUUUGGGCAACUAUUCAACAAAUCUUCCCUAACCACUUGAAGAUUGCAAUCAAAGAGUUUCUUUUGUCUUCUUUCCAACAACUCUGUUUUGCUCAAAGAGUUUCUGAUCAUUUCACCAACUUGUUCUCUCCUUAUGUUGAGAUCAAUUUCCCCGAAAGCGAUGAAUACCGUUUCAACCACGCUUUCUCAGCCAUCGAGACCUACCUUGGUUCAAAAGCAACCGAAAAAGCCAAACAUCUCAAAGGAAGUCAGCUCAAGGAAAGUAAAGGUUUGGUCUUAAAACGAGACGAGGCUAAAGUUAGAGACGAAUACAAAGAAGCUCAUGUUUGGUGGGAGAUUGUGACUAGUACUAAUGGAGAAAUAUCUUACAAGCUUACUUUUCACAACCGCCAACGGAGUGUUAUAACCGGUUCAUAUGUACAACAUGUGGUUGAAGAAGGGAAAUCGAUUGAUGCCAAGAACAAGAAGACGAAGCUGUUCACGAAUAACCCGAGUUCUCAAUGGGUUUUUAGUCAGAAUAUGUGGAGGUCUAUAGAAUUUGAGCACCCCGCGAGUUUUGAGACACUAGCCAUGGAUCCAGAGAAGAAAGAAGAGAUCUUGAAUGACCUAGUAGCCUUUAGCAAUGGGAAGGAGUACUACAAGAAGAUCGGGAAAGCUUGGAAGAGAGGCUACUUGUUGUAUGGACCACCGGGAACCGGUAAGUCCACCAUGAUUUCAGCUAUGGCUAAUCAUCUAAACUAUAACAUCUAUGAUCUCGAACUCACGGCUAUAAAGAACAACUCCGAGUUGAGGAAGUUGCUUACAGCAACAUCCAACAAGUCCAUUAUUGUGAUUGAAGACAUUGAUUGCUCCGCAGAUCUCACCGCUAACAGAAUCAAGAAAGAAAGCAAAUCGACUAACGAACAAGACAAAGACGAAAACGCGGUUACACUCUCAGGGCUUUUAAACUUCAUUGAUGGUAUUUGGUCUGCCUGUGGGCAAGAAAGGAUUGUUGUGUUCACAACAAACCACUUGGAAAAACUCGACCCGGCUUUGAUCAGGAGAGGGAGAAUGGAUAUGCACAUUGAGCUAUCUUACUGCACUUACGAAGCAUUCAAGAUUCUUGCCAAGAAUUACCUGGAUCUUGAUGAUCAUGAUGAAUUCAAAAAAAUCAAGUCUCUGUUGAAGGAGACGAAAUUUUCUCCAGCUGAUGUCGCCGAGAACUUGAUGGCCAAAAACCAUCAAGUAGACGUUGACGGAUCCUUGAACAAUCUGAUCAAAGCUCUGGAGAAAAGGAAGAACUAUCAGAGGAGCCAACAAGGUGAAGCAAAAAAGAAAAACAACAAAUUCAGAAUAUUUGGUUAA